This is a messenger RNA of Lineus longissimus, 826 nucleotides long. RefSeq lists its product as uncharacterized. Lineage: Eukaryota; Metazoa; Nemertea; Pilidiophora; Heteronemertea; Lineidae. The transcript has 3 exons. The coding region runs from base 89 to 826 and encodes 245 amino acids. The record is from RefSeq and is a predicted model, not a curated record.
AACUGGUAGUGGAACUGCUGGUAUUGAUUUGGAAGCUGCCACGAUACAUCAAGAUAGCCCAGCAUCGCCUUUGGCACAUUCAGUUAAGAUGGGCUGUAAGAAGAGGCUGUUUGAUCAUGGUCCAUCGGCUGAAAGAGUUCAAGGGAUGACCUGUAAUACUAACAAGAAAGAAAUUGCUAAAUUGAAUGAAACGAUUGAUAAGUUAGAGGCUGCCAAGGACGAGCUCCAGGAAAACCUCCAGGUUAAAGAUGACGAUUUUGACAACCUGUAUCGGCAGUAUACGAAUCUGACGUAUAAUUCGGCAAUACGGGACCAGCAUCACAAGCGAUGCACCCAUUUGAGGCUGUCAAGUCAAGUUUCCGCCUACACCCCUCGACAAGUUUCCGAAGCGAUAUUCAGCCAAACAUUUUAUGAAAAGGACCCUGAUAUUGACAAUGUUUUUGUGCCUUAUAUCACUGUGGAGUUACAGGGGCACUUGAAAAAGGGAAAACAAACAAAUAUAUUCAUGGCAAAACAUGGUCGCAAUCGGUAUUGUUGUAAAGAGUAUUCUGAUGAAGGGAAAUAUAUGAUGGCUCACCAUGAGUUCCAGGUUUUGUCGUGUUUAAAUGCUAAAUACACCCCAUAUCCCAUAGGUAUUUCUCUCUCCAACAGGAAGCCAGGAUUGGUUACAUCCCUUCAUCAGGUUGAUGAUUUGUGUUAUAAUCUGGGGGACUUUCUAUCGACAGACGCUUAUCGACCACUGAGUGGUGAGGAAUGGGCCAAUGUGGCGGUUACACUUGGGAUUCACCUUCGACAGUGUGUUCAAAAAAGUUUUUUUAUGGAAUAG